Molecule: messenger RNA, 1688 nt
Organism: Cloeon dipterum
Lineage: Eukaryota; Metazoa; Arthropoda; Insecta; Ephemeroptera; Baetidae
Product: urea transporter 2-like
Exons: 9
Coding region: 77-1381 (434 amino acids)
Biological process (GO): urea transmembrane transport
Cellular component (GO): membrane
Molecular function (GO): urea transmembrane transporter activity
Source: RefSeq, a predicted model, not a curated record
UAAAAAACAGCCAAAGCGGGCCGUUCGAGUCCGCUUUUACCUCGUCUCUCGUUUUUAAAGCCGAAUUUGCCGAGAAAUGGGCGCCACCGAGGAGAAAAAUGACGAGGCGAGCGUGCCUCUGUCGAGCGAGGAGCCUGCGAAGAAGGAGGCGUCGAGCACGACCAAGUGCAGGGUGGUCGGGGUGCUCGGCAGCUUCAAGUGGCUGUCGCUUUGCGGCGAUGCCCCCCUCAUCACCGAGAAGAUGGACCACGCCGUCGAAGAGUCCAAGACCAGGGUCCGGCGCGCCUUCAGCUACCUGCUGCACUUCCUCGACAUCACCGGAAGGAACUUUGGACAGAUCUGCUUUGCCAACAACCCGAUCUCUGGCUUUCUGAUUUUGGCGGGUCUGGCCGUCGGAAACCUCACGGUUGCGAUUUGCGGACUCAUCGCCUCAACUGUUGGCAUACUUUUCUCUAUGCUGAUGAAACAGCCGUGCAGCUCGAUCCGCGCCGGCCUCUGCUGCUACAACGCCGCGCUGUUCGGCGCCGUGCUGCCCGCGCUCCUCCUCGGCCCCAAUCCUGUCGCUGAGGAAGUCGAGGUCUUCAUCGCCGUGCUCAUCGGAUCUGUUUUCACGGUGAUGAUCACGGUGUCGGUGGCGAACAGCUUGUCAUCCCUGAAGCCGGCCAUCCCUCUGUUCACGCUGCCCUUCAACCUGGUCGCCCUGUUCGCCAUCUUGGUGCUCAGGGUGCACCAGCCGCUGCAGCUCCCCGCAAAGGUUCCGCCUCCUGAGUUCGAUUGGACACACCGCUUCUUCGGCGGCGGUUCGACCAGCAGUGGGGCCGGUACCGACACUGCCAGGCACUUAACUCAACUUGUGGAAGGCAGUUUCCUGGGCGCGGGCCAAGUGUUCGCCGUGCAGGACCUCUACUGCUCCGGACUGGUGCUCUUUGGACUGCUCAUCUGCUCGCCUGUCCUCGCCGUCGCAGGAUUUUUCGGAUCUGUCGUUGGAACCUUCCUGGGUGCCGCCGUGAGCCCAAAUCUGUGGAAUGACGCGUACGCCGGCGUGCUGGGCUACAACGCUUUCCUGGCCUCGUGCGCCGUCUGCUUUUUCUACGUGCCGACCUGGCGCAGCGCACUCGUCGCCUUACUCAACGCUGCCCUCACCCUCUUCGUCCAGGUUGCUCUCGGAUGGGCCUUCGCCGACAGCGGGCUGCCAGUGCUGACGCUGCCGUUCGUGGCCGCGUCUCUGAUCGUGCUGGGAAUGACGGCCGAAAAGCAAGCCCUGCCACGCGCCGAGGCGCCGCUGACGUUCCCCGAGCAGCACCGCGCCAAGUGGCUGCAGGAGGCGCGCCGCGACAGCAUCGAGUCAACCGACACCAACACCCACCCCACUCACCCUUGAAGAAAAUCUCUUGAAUUAUGCAGGGAGAAAAGUUUAGUCUUAUAAGCGAAUCACAAAAAUAAAUAAAAAAGUAAGAAUAGAAGCUGCCAAAGGAAUGAAAGGCGUGGUUAAUUUAGAAAUGAUGUACAAAUCAAAUAAUAUACACAAGUGUUUGCAUGUUUGGUGUCAAUUUUAUGCCCGACCAUUGUGACCAUUUCUAAUUUGUAAUUUUGUACGACGGAAUAGCACGAAAAUGGAGAUAUUUUAUAAUAAGAGUAUUAUUGCUGUAGUACAAAUAAAGAAAGCCCAGUAUUUUCUUGUACCAUAA